UCAGCUCUACUACCUACUGCAUACAAUACACGAAAAUAAUUUUUUUUUUGACCAAAUCGUGCAUGUUUUCGCUACUUAAACCUAAAAUUCGCCGUGUUCGUAGUCCCAUAGUGGGACGCUCGUCCGCCCCGUCCCACGUAACGCAUCGCUUCCAGCGCACAGCGUUCCCACUUGUCUGUUUGUUAUGAAUAUAUCGAAGGUGACAACAUCGCUUGGUGCCGCCGAAAAGGCGAAACCCGAACGUGUGGCCUCUGCGGCGGUGGCCGCCUUCAGUGCGGUCAGUAUCCAAAAGCGCGGAGGCGGCGCCGACGAUCCGUCGGAGGAUCCAACGCGAAAGAAGGCCAAGACGGAGCUACUGCACGGUACGCCCAGUUCAGCUGCCAGUUUGCCCGCCAAAGCAGUGGCCCCGCUGCCAUCGCAGCAGCUUCUCUACCAGCGUGCUGGCCAGCAGGUUAAGGCCCAGCCCAAAAUUGCCCUCGAAACGCAGGAGGCGCAGGCGUCUGGCGGCCAGGAGGAUGGUGCCUGGGAGGCACGCGAUCAGCAGCAGCAGCAGCAAAUAAUUGUGUGCAACUUCGGCUCUGGCGCCGAGAUGAGUGCAAUUAAGGCGACGGACGAGGCCGUCGACAAGCAGACCUUUGCCAGCUUUACCAAAAAGGAGGCCGCCUCAUCCUCGUCCUCCUCCUCCUCCUCAUCCACCGCCUCCAUCAUCUCAAUUGAGCCCAGUGGUUCUGGCCAGGAUCAUGCCGAGAAUCCCGUCAAGACGGAGGAUCUCGACUAUGUGCUUAUGCCGGCAGGCAGCGGGGACAAUACGGUGGCCGUGGUCUCCGCCGCGGGCAACACAGUAACUGCUGCCCCAACGGGUGCGGGAGCCACAUCCACCAUUAUACUGAAUGCCACUAACAAUGGCGCCACAGGAGGAGCCACCACCGCCACCACCACCAUUCUCACGCAGAAACCCGGCCAGAGCAACUACAAUAUAUUCAACACCACGGUCACUGGUCAGACGGGUCAGCCCACCACGACGCUACUGAACCGGGUGAACCUGCACAAUAAGAUGAAAACCACCCAGCUGGUGGUCAAUGCCAAGAAGCUGUCCGAGGUGACGCAGACCACGGCCAAAGUGUCCAUUGGCAACAAGACGAUAUCGGUACCGUUGCUCAAGCCGCUGAUGAGCGGCGGUGCGGCCACAGCCGGCGGAGCCACAAUUGUUGAAAGCAAGCAGCUUCUGCAGACGGGUGGCCAGGUGACCACUGUGGUGAGUGCUGCUCCCACAUUGGUGGGCAGCGGGCAGCAGGUUCAUCCGCAUCAGCAUCACAACUUCACCAAGCUGAUCAAACGAGUGCCCAAGAAUACAGGCGGCGGCACCAUUGUCUCGUUCUCCGGGCUGCAAAUCAAACCCGCCACCACCAAGAUUGUGGCCGCCAAGGUAGUCAACAAGAAGAUGGCCCUGCCGCUGCAGCUUCACCAGCAGCAACACCAGCAGCAGCAGCAGCAGACACUGCAGGUGACCAGCGGCGGUGGUUUGGCCCCAGCCACUGGGAGUAUAGUGACCAUUACCACAACCAAUCCCAGCCAGACAUAUGCCAUGGUCCAGGAGGCGUCGUCGCUAGGAGGAGCUACGUCCUCCGAGGACGAUGGCUCCACGGCUACCCGCAAGAUAACCGCUUACAGUGAGAAUAUACAGAAGAUCUUAAACAAAAGCAAGUCCCAGGAGGCCCAGGAGGAGUUCACUAACAUCAAUAGCGUGGUGAUCAAGCCGCUGGACAAGAAUGCACUCAACUGCCCGCCCAGCUUCAACAUCUUUAAGCAGCAGCAGCAGCAGGUUCAGGCGGCUCAGGGUCAAGGAAAUUCAGUGGGAGGAUGCGGCACACCCUUGACUAGUGCUUCAGAACUGGGAGCCACCUCCUCCUCCACCGUCUCCGUGUCGGCGGGCACCAUUUGCAUCAAUAGCCCGGGUAUGGGCACGCGACCCAUUCUCUCCAUUCAAAACAAGAACAUAUCCUUGGUAUUAUCCAAGACGACGAUGGCCCAGCAGAAGCCCAAGAUGAUCACCACCAGCACGGGCCAGACGGCGCUGCAGAUGCAUCAGGCCCUUGUACAGGAUGUGAGUGGCGGAGACAAGGCUGGACCAGGAGGAGGAGGAGGAGGAGGAGGAUCUUCAACCAGCCUGGGAGCUGUUACCACUGCUGCUGUUGUUGGUCCUCCCCCCACUGGCACUGCUCCCAUGCAACUGAAGCUUACCAACAAUGCCGCGGGCACCAAGCUUAGCCUUAGUCUGGCCACUGAGGGAGGAGCAAAGCUGGAGGAGAUUGUCACUGGCGGCGGCAGCGGCGAGCCAAAGGUUAAGCUGGUCAAGCAGGAGGCAGGAGUGGUGAAGGAGCCAUCGAGUGGGAGUGCCACGCCCAGCGAUCAGGAGCGCAGCGGAGAGGAGUUGGGCACUCCGGAGAAGCUACGUCUAACGCCCAUUAACCAAGCCCAGAAUCAGGCACCGAAUCAGGCUCAAAUAGCUGUAGCUCCUGCUGCUGCUCCUGCACCUGCCCCUCCUCCAGCUGCAGUUAAUCCUCCAGCCAGCACAGUAAACAGCAACCAGCGCUCGGUGGCGGAUGACUCGAAUAAUGCCCUGCUCAAGCAGCUGCUCCAGAACAGCAGCAGCAGUCAUAGUCUCAACCAGAUAAGCAUCACCUCCGCCCAUGUGGCGGGUGCUGCAUCCUCCUCCUCCUCCUCCUCCAACUCCACCUCCACCUCGGCGCCCCUCUCCGCCCGCAAGGUGACCAAUGUUCGGGCGCCCAUCUUGGGCAUGGCCAGUAGUCUGGGGGAUCAGCUGGCGCGUCCCAACAUACCGCCAGUGCCCACGGCCACGCCAGUGAGUAGCAGUAGUAGUGGCAGUAGCUCUGUGGCCACGCCUAGAGCCACCACCACGAUAGCCGGGGGAACUGGCCAACAGCUGGCUACCGCCUCCUCCUCCUCCUCGGUGGUGGGCACUGCCGUCUCCUCAGUGGUGAUGGCCAGCGCCAGUGGAAACGGAAGCGAGGCAAAGCUGGAGCAGCAGAAGAAUGAGCAGACACAGACGGUUCAGAAUCAGAACCAGGUGCCAGCGCCACAUCCACAUCCUCAGGCACAAGUACAAGCACAGCUACAGCCACCACCACCUCCUCCUCCUCCUCAGCAACAGCAGCAGCGGCAGCAGCACCAGCAGUUGCAGGUGCCCCCACCUCCUCCACCGCACCAGGUCAAGCAGACCGUCCAGAUUGUCUCCAAGGAGACCUCCUUCAUCUCUGGCCCUGUGACUAACAACAAGCUGGUGGUGACUCCGGAUAAUACAGCCAGCAAGCAGCCCGUAGAGCAACUCCUGGCGCCACCGCCAUACGAACUGGCCACUCCAGCACCCGUGUCCAAUGUCACCAUAUCGAUAUCAACCAAGCAGCCGGCCAUUAAGGAGCUGCAGCAGAUGAAGCCUAAAGCUUUGCCCAUGGAGCAGGGCGAGGAGUUGCUAACGGCGGAGCAAGGUGGAGAGAUGCAGCAUCAGGAACAGAGUGGAGUGGUGGCGGGAGGAGCCCUUGUAACGCCCGCCUGGAGCAACAAUAGCAAUCAUUUGGAGGUGGGAGCAGCCACCAAGAUGAACUUUAAGCCUGGUGAGGGUCAGAAACGGAAACUGCCCAUGCAUCCGCAGCUUGAAGAGAAGCAGCUACAGCUGCAGCAGCAACAGCAGCAGCAGCAGCAACAGCAGCAGCAGCAACAACAGCAGCAACAACAACAACAACAGCAGCAGCAGCAGCAACAACCACAGCAGCAGCAACACCAACAGCAGCCACAGCUGGAGCUAAGCUCUUCUUUGCCAGCAAACCAACCAACGGAAAAGGUACAGCUGGUCAGCUAUGUCAAAAAACCCGCUGGAGGGGUAGGAGGAGGAGUAGGUCCUGCCGAGCAACUGCAGCAGCUACAACCCAUGCAGAGCCAGGGACAGGUGCAAAUGCAGGCUCAGAUGCAGGCGGCCAUGCAGGGGCAGCUGCCAGGACACAUGCCCGCCCAAAUGCAGAUGCAAGUGCAGCAGGUAGCCGUGCAUCCCCAGCUACAGCUCCAUCACCAGCAGCAGCAGCUACCCAACCAGCAACCCAGCACGAUAUCCGUACCCAUUCCCAUGCCCGGAACGGGUGGUAACGUGGAGCCCAAGCCAGGCGAUCAAAGAAAGCGGCGCAAACGAGAAGUACAGAAACCGCGACGCACAAAUCUGAAUGCUGGCCAGGCAGCUGGAGGAGCACUCAAAGAUCUAAGUGGAACCCUGCCAGCCGGUGCCAUGGUUCAGCUGGCUGGGAUGCCACCAGGAACGCAAUACAUCCAGGGAGGAAAUGCCAGCACAGGUCAUGUGAUCACUGGCGGGGUGACCAUUGGCAGUGGAUCAGGAGGAGCGGGUGCCAACACUACCACUAUGCUCAAGAAGCGUGUGCGCAAAUUCUCCAAAGUUGAGGAGGAUCAUGAUGCAUUUACCGAAAAGCUGCUAACCCACAUACGACAGAUGCAGCCGCUGCAGGUCCUAGAGCCGCAUCUCAAUCGGAAUUUUCACUUUCUGGUGGGCAGCAAUGAGGCGGUGGCCAGUGGCGGUGGGUCACCCAGCUCCAGUGGUGCUGGAGGCACAGUGGCCUCCUCCACCUCCACUUCCUCAUCAUCCUCAUCAUCAUCAUCCGCUGGAAAUAGUGGCAAACUAAAGAGCGCCUCACUCAACAACCGAGGCUGGCCUUUGGGACGACACUUGGAGGGCCUGGAGGACUGCGAUGGAGCCAUUCUGGGACGUUAUGGUCGUGUGUGCCUGCCGGGGAUACCCUCGCUGUAUGACAGCGAACGUUUCGGUGGAAGCGGCGGCUUGGUUGGUGGUUCAGCAACCAACAGUUCACCCUCGCCAACGCCAGGCAUGAUGGACUUGGAAAAGACACUGCCCAUGUCUAGCAUACAGAAUGACUUCUAUGACCAGGAGUUUUCCACCCACAUCGAGCGUAAUCCUCGCGAGCGCCUGCAGCGACACAUUGGCGCUGUGAGAGAUUGCAAUCUGGAGACCAUUGAGCUGGUAGAGAGCGAGGGAGGCAUGGCAGCUUGGGCGGCGGCCCUGCCGCGACUCACACGUUAUCCUGGCCUGAUAAUCCUCAAUGGGAAUAGCCGUUGCCAUGGACGUAUGUCGCCGGUGGCAUUGCCGGAAGAUCCCUUAACUAUGAGGGUGCCGGUGUCGCCGGUGUUGCGCUCUUGCGGCGAGGAGCUGCGCAAGUCCCAGCAACUAGAGCUGGGCUUGGGUUCCUUGGGUAACAACAACAACAACAACUAUCAGCAGAAGAACCAGAAUGUGAUACUCGCCUUGCCCGCUUCCUCCUCCUCCACGGAAAACAUAGCAGGCGUUCUGCGGGAUCUGGCCAAUCUUUUGCACCUGACACCCGCUCUUACCUGCAAGAUCAUUGAGGAUAAGGUGGGCAGCGAUAAGCUGGCCAAUGAUAUGGCCCUGGAGCAGUUGCAGGAUCUGGAUGAGAAGCACAACAAGGAUGACUUCAAGCGGCCGCUGAGCCAAGUUAGCCAGGGUCAUCUGCGCAAGAUACUCAACGGACGCCGCAAGUUAUGCCGCAGCUGCGGUAAUGUGGUUCAUGCCACUGGGCUGCGUGUGCCGCGACACAGUGUUCCGCCGCUGGAAGAGCAGCUGCCACGCCUGGCCCAGCUGAUGGCUUUGCUACCCCGCAAGUCGUCGCCGCCGAACUUUGCCUACUUUUGCGAUCGCUCCUGCUUUGCCAGAUUCAAGUGGAGCGGCCAGGCGGCGGAGGCGGCCAGUCUGCUGAUUCAGCCGGCGGGAGGUGCCACUAGCUUGUCCAGUAAUACCAACUCCUCUAGAGAUUCACCCAGCAGCGGUGGCGGCGGCGGUUUAGCGACUGUUCCCGAAACCCUGGUCAAGCAGGAACCGGAGGAUGAGUUGGAUGUGAAGCAGAGUAUUCCUAGCAAUCCCAGCCACCUGCCAGUCCAGCGCAAGUCCAUUGUCAAGUGCUUUAGUGCGGAUUGCUUUGCCACCGAUGGCGAGGCCACCGCCAUCAAGCUGGAGUUUGAAGGAGCAGCAGGAGCAAGCACGGGAUUAGCCAACAAUACAGUGUGGGAAACGGAGGCUAGUGGCCAGCUGGAGGACACCAGGCAGUGUGUGUUUUGUAACCAAAGGGGUGAUGGCAAGGCGGAUGGACCCUCGCGACUGCUUAACUUUGAUGUGGAUAAAUGGGUUCAUCUUAAUUGCGCUUUAUGGAGCAACGGUGUCUACGAGACCGUGUCCGGUGCCUUGAUGAACUUCCAAACAGCUCUGCAAUCUGGCUUAAACCAGGCCUGUAGCUCCUGCCAUCAGCUGGGAGCCACCAUCAAGUGCUUCAAGUCGCGGUGCAAUAGCCUUUAUCACCUGCCCUGCGCCAUACGCGAGGAGUGUGUCUUCUACAAGAACAAAUCCGUCCAUUGCAGUGCCCAUGGUCAUGGAGCGGUGGGCUCUGGAGCAAGUUCCACGGCGGCUACCGGCGUAACAGCCACAGUGGGGGGAACCGAGAACGAACUUAGCUCCCUGGUGGUCCAUCGGCGAGUGUUUGUGGAUCGCGAUGAGAACCGACAGGUGGCCACCGUUAUGCACUACUCGGAGCUAAGCAAUCUGCUGCGGGUGGGCAAUAUGACGUUCUUGAAUGUGGGCCAGCUGCUGCCCCAUCAGCUGGAGGCCUUUCAUACGCCCCACUACAUCUAUCCCAUUGGCUACAAGGUGAGUCGCUACUACUGGUGUGUGCGACGCCCAAACCGGCGGUGUCGCUAUAUUUGCAGCAUUGCCGAGGCCGGUUGCAAGCCCGAGUUCCGCAUUGUGAUCCAGGAUGCCGGCGACAAGGAGCCAGAGCGUGAGUUCCGCGACAGCUCACCGUCGGCAGUGUGGCAGCAAAUCCUGCAGCCAAUCACGCGCCUGCGCAAGGUCCACAAGUGGCUGCAGCUCUUUCCGCAGCACAUCAGUGGCGAGGAUCUCUUUGGCCUAACGGAGCCAACGAUUGUCCGGAUAUUAGAGAGUCUGCCGGGAAUUGAAACCCUCACCGAUUAUCGCUUCAAGUACGGCCGCAAUCCUCUGCUGGAGUUCCCCCUGGCCAUCAAUCCAUCGGGUGCGGCACGAACGGAGCCCAAGCAGAGGCAGUUGCUCGUCUGGCGGAAGCCACACACGCAGCGCACGGCUGGCAGCUGCAGCACCCAGCGUAUGGCCAAUUCGGCGGCCAUUGCCGGCGAGGUGGCCUGUCCCUACAGCAAGCAGUUUGUCCACUCGAAGAGCUCCCAGUACAAGAAGAUGAAGCAGGAGUGGCGCAACAAUGUGUACCUGGCCAGGUCCAAGAUCCAGGGUCUGGGCUUGUAUGCCGCCCGGGACAUAGAGAAGCACACGAUGAUCAUCGAGUACAUUGGCGAGGUCAUACGCACCGAGGUGUCCGAGAUACGCGAGAAGCAAUAUGAGUCAAAGAACCGCGGCAUUUAUAUGUUCCGGCUGGACGAGGAUCGCGUGGUGGACGCCACCUUGAGCGGCGGCUUGGCGCGCUACAUCAACCAUUCGUGCAACCCCAAUUGUGUGACCGAGAUCGUGGAGGUGGAUCGCGAUGUCCGCAUCAUUAUAUUCGCCAAAAGGAAGAUCUAUCGCGGCGAAGAGCUUUCGUACGAUUACAAGUUUGACAUCGAGGAUGAAUCGCACAAGAUACCCUGCGCCUGCGGAGCGCCCAACUGUUGCAAAUGGAUGAACUAAGGACCAACCAAGGAGGAGCUAUUAAAGCUGGAGAAGGAGCGUUGAAGCUCCGUGCCCAGUGAACACAGGAAUUGUUAUAAUCUGAUCAAUUAGAUAGAAUCGUACUAGGCAGUAUAUAGUAGAGACCGUGUACAUAUAUAUAUAUAUAUAUAUAUAUAUAUAUAUAUACAGAUUCAGGUAGGCAUAUAUAUGAAUGUAAAAAUGUAAAAAUAUAUAUAUAAAUAUUUAUAUAUAUAAUUGAAAUAUAUAUAUAUAUAUAUAUAUGUAUGAAAGCCUACCCCCUUGAUAAUAAUGGUGGUGAUGAUGAUGUGCCCACUGUAGCUAAUUUGUAACCCAAGGAAGGCGUGGAGUCAAAGAGUGUUUCAUAGUUUCAAUUGAACGAUUGCCAUCGUUGCCCCCAUCUAUAUAUAAUAAUAAUAUAUAUAUAUAUAUAUAUACAUUUAUAUUAAGAGAGAGAAAAUAUACAUAAAUGUUAAGGCUAGGACAUGACCGCCGCGCGCCCCCCUCCCCCUCUCCCCUUGUAAUGUAAUCCUUCUCAUCCACAUCCACAUUUUUGAAAUAAUCGUGGGAUAAACAGACCGACUUGACUUUAUGCGUGUGUGCCUUUCCCCCUCUCUGUUUAUCAUAAUUAUUAUUAUUAUUAUUAUUAUUGCUAUUAUUAUCAUUAUCAUAGUUUGUAGUUAUUUUAUUUCUUUCCCCUUCUUCUAUAGACAUUUAAAUGAAAGCUUGAUUUGUUUCUCAAGCGGCUUAGUAGUAUUUGAAAAGUGUACAACCUUUUUUCAAUAUAUAUAUAUAUAUAUAUAUAUAUAUAUAUAUAUACGCAGAUAGGUAUAUAUAUAUAUUUUUAUUUUAUUUUUUAAUUAGUUUUUGCAGUUUACGUACGUUUAAGCAUAACAAACUCCAAGCAAAGUGUAUUUUUCAAGCCCCCUUAAGUUAAGUAAAACCUGUAUGCCACCAUUU
Messenger RNA from Drosophila kikkawai, 8716 nucleotides. RefSeq names its product trithorax-related (gene trr). Gene Ontology annotation, biological process: positive regulation of transcription by RNA polymerase II. The record is from RefSeq and is a predicted model, not a curated record. Gene Ontology annotation, cellular component: MLL3/4 complex; nucleus. Lineage: Eukaryota; Metazoa; Arthropoda; Insecta; Diptera; Drosophilidae. Gene Ontology annotation, molecular function: histone H3K4 methyltransferase activity; histone binding; transcription coactivator activity.